Dendronephthya gigantea is the source of this 2274-nucleotide messenger RNA. RefSeq lists its product as uncharacterized. The transcript has 2 exons. Gene Ontology annotation, molecular function: protein phosphatase regulator activity. Gene Ontology annotation, cellular component: endoplasmic reticulum; protein phosphatase type 1 complex. The coding region runs from base 404 to 1930 and encodes 508 amino acids. Lineage: Eukaryota; Metazoa; Cnidaria; Anthozoa; Malacalcyonacea; Nephtheidae. The record is from RefSeq and is a predicted model, not a curated record. Gene Ontology annotation, biological process: response to endoplasmic reticulum stress.
AUUCUUGCAUUUUCAACUUCCUAUAUAAAGAAAUCUCGUCAGAAUUUGUGCUCAGAAUUCAUUAUUUAAAAACACAAGAGAAAACUACCUGAAAGCUAGACCAUGUCGUUGGGUCUUUUUUGAGUUUCAUAAACUGGAUUAUAUUAGUCAAUCGAAUAUGGCGAACAGUAUAUUUUCAUCUUCGGAGUUAAAUUUCCAUGGCAUGUAUGACAAAUGGACCGAUCAAUGUGUUACAAUCAUACAACCGAAGCCACACGAAGAAACGUGGGAGCCAGCUGUUCAUAAGUAUUAUAUGGCAACAAAGCAAAAACAAAACUUGCAAUGAUCUGUUGUUGGAUUUUGCUGAGUUUGUACAUUGAAUAACAAACAAGUCUAUUCAAGUGUUGUGUUCAACAUAAAAACUAUGGGAAACUAUUUAUCAAGUUUACCUUACAUAAAAAGUGGGUAUUUACCCGAAAAUAAUAAUGCAAUAAAUGAAAAUAUUGCAGAAAAAAUGGACCAGCCCAGACUGGCACCAAAAAUAUUUCAUUAUUUUACUUCUGUGGACGUUCCUAGUGUUUUAGCUUCGAAAAGAUUGCAAAAUCAAUAUAAAAAGGACAGUUCUACCAUGUUGAACUUAUGGCAAAGACUUGACAGUUUAUUUCAAUACCGAUAUGCAACUCCGGAAAUAAACAUCACAGAGGAAAACAGCCAGAGUAAUUCGUUCGAGGAAAACAGUUUUUCAGAGAAAACCAGCCUGACAAAUUUUGAUAAACAAACUUGCCGACCGUUGUGCGAAAGAGACUUGGAAGUUCAGGAGUCCGGCGACUUGGUUAGUUUACGAAUAAAAACCAAAUUGCAAUCUCCGGUAGAUUGUUUCAAGCGGUCUCAAGAGCGAACUCUGGGCUUUGAUAAACUUAUUUUUCAAAGACUGGACAGUGGUAUUGAGGAUACACCAUUCGCGUUCAGCGCACGCACACAAAUCGACGUGGACGCUUUGUAUUUCAGAACAAGAGUAACCAUGGCUGACAACCAGGAAUGUUGUUCUAUCGACAGCACCUUGAAAAGUGAAAUGGUUUAUAAUAAGUCCAUAUGCUUCUUCAUUGACAUAAGUGAUCCUUUGAGGCAAAUGCCUCUUUGCGAGGAUUACAGAUUCUCGACAUUCGGGGAAUGCGAUUCGAUGUUCAGUUAUGAUUCAAUGUUUAGCGACAAAUCCUCUGGGAAUUCCAACGAUAACUGCGCAGAUGACGAUUUUAUUGUCUUUGAAGAAGAUACUUUGGACGAUGAUGCAGCUUAUGACUUCAAUUUAAUUCUAAAAAACCCUUGUACUCCAACAAAGCUAUCAUGCUGCGUUGGCGCGAAUUCUACGACUUGUCUGGAUAUAUGCCUGAAUACUUCACCAAUUACACCACACUCUAUGUGCCCCAGAAAACUAAUCACAGAAUCUUCUAUGUCUGUAAAAAUAGACAUUUCGCCCAAUACUAACAGUAAAAGCCAUGAAUCUGAUGCAUUGAAUCAUGAAUCUUAUAAGGCCGAGGGUUGCUUAGACUCGAAUUGUUGUUCAACUAGCCAAGUCACAUCUGAUAAGCCCUAUCCUGAAAAGACCUAUCCUAUAGAAUUACAAACAACAAACUGUUUCGAUGCUUUUGUCACGACUGAGAAAUCUGCAAAAUUAAAGGUGAAUGUUUCGUCCAAUACUGAUUGUUGUGUCGUCACCGGGAAAACAACGGGAAAGAAAAAAUCCAGAAAAAAAGUUUGCUUUGAAAGAGACGAUGAUCUUGUUGUUGUCUACGAGAUGAGACAUUGGGACUUCGCUUACCGUGAGGCUCGAAAGGGACACUGGGAAUUAGCAGCUGCUGAUAGAUGUCGAUUUCGACGACGUAUUCAAGAAUUGGAAUUAAUCCUUACUCCAUGUUUAAAGCGAAAACUAGGCCUAAUAGAAAAAACGUAAUUUGAAAAAACAUUAGUUUCUUUAACAAUUGAAAAACGUAUUGACUAUUGUUUAAUUUAUACAAGUGUUAGUGUCCGAUGUAUAACACUAGGGGUUAGUGACCCGUAUUUAAGAUUGAAACGAUAAUUGAUACAAUAUAGUAAUAGACAUAUGCAUUCUAGAUUCCAUUCAUUAGUAUUUUUAAUUACUAUUGACAAAAAUAUUUUGUAUAAGGUAAUGCAAGCUCGAGUGAACAGCAACGAUUUCGUCCACUCGUUGUGAACUAUAUAAGAUAUAGUUUUAGUUAAUAAUAUGAUAUUUAAAUCUAAUGGUUUGAAGCAUUAAUUAAAACAGUAUCAAUUGUU